ACCGUCCUGGCUCUCCUGGACCGUUGGUACUUAUACCAGGGUAUAUCACUAGUCGACUUCUCCCUCUGGUUUCCCUCCCCGGAGUGGGACGCAUCGCGAUUUUCCCAUCUCUGCGGGUGGGCUCAUCAUGUCAUUGAAACAGGAAAUUGAGACUUGGGUGCUCGCCCUCGAGCACUACGACAAUCAGCAAUUCGACGAAGCCCUCCGCGUGUUUGAUGCCAUCGCCGAUACUUCGAAGAUCUUCUUCAAUUGUGGUGUGAUUUAUGCGACGGUGGGCGAGCACGACAAAGCGGUCGAGUGCUAUCAGCGGGCCAUCGGGCUGGACCAGUACCUCGCCAUCGCCUAUUUCCAAGAGGGCGUCUCCAAUUUCCUCCUCGGCGACUUUGAAGAGGCAUUGGCCAAUUUCAACGAUACCCUGCUGUACCUCCGCGGCAACACCUCCAUUGACUAUGACCAGCUGGGCUUGAAAUUCCGGCUCUUCUCGUGUGAGGUCCUGUUCAAUCGGGGCCUUUGUUACAUCUAUCUGCGGCAGAUGGGGCCCGGACUGCAAGAUCUGGAGUAUGCGUCCAAGGAACAGGUCACUUCAGACCAUGCUGUCAUCAACGAUGCUCUCCGCGAACACGCUGAAGGCUACACCGUCUUCUCAAUCCCCGUCGGGGUCCUCUACCGCCCCAACGAAGCCAAAGUCAAGAACCUCAAGACCAAAGAUUACCUAGGCAAGGCUCGACUGAUCGCAGCAUCCGACCGAUACGGCGGUCCCCACCCUAGCGAACUCCAGCGCGCACAGUCCGUGCUGGACACACGACAUCCAGACAACCCGCCCUUCGCCGUCAGCCACCUCGUGCAGAAGAACCUGACCAGUCGCAGCCGCCAGCAUUCCGAACCGCCUCUGAACCGCAACCUGUUCCCGCCCACACCGCCACCAGACGCCGACAAGGCCAGCAGCACCAGCAGCGCCGGGAGUAUCGGGCGACCGGGGUCCCUUCGCGCCGCGCGCCCGCCCCGGUUGGAUCUCGAGCGACCAGGCGCACAGUCCCUGGGACGACCGGGCGCCGACGUGACCGCGAACGAAAAACCGCGCAUCGGGACGACGCGGACAGCGUCGGAGCCGCGAGGCUCGUCCGGGCGCGAUUCCGGACGCCGCGGUGUCAGUGGCUGUAGUUCCGGGAACGACCCGACGGCCGUCAAUCGGGAGAUGGGACAUCGACGGGGGGCAAGUGACACCACGGGAGUUCACCCCGUGGCCGCAUAUGAUUACAGUGGGGGUGAGGGAUACGGGGGCUAUGCACAGCCGCGAUCGGUAGUGGUGCCUGCGCCUGGCUCGCGACGCGGCACGGGGAGGCCGCAAGAGCGAUACAUCGACGAAGAGGAAGAGUACGCGAGCGACGCGUACGAAGAAGACGGCCCUGUCCCAGACGGGGACUUCGAGAUGAUGGGAUCGCGUCGACCGUCGACAUCCUCGUCGUCACCCGUCAAGGGGCCGCGACGAGGGGUAUCGCGACGACCAGAGGUCCACAAGUACCGGGUGAAGGUGCAUUCGCAGGAAGACACGCGGUACAUCAUCAUCGGGCCGACAGUCGGGUUCCGGGAGUUUGAGAUGCGGAUCCGGGAGAAGUUUGGUUUUGUGUCAAUCUUGAAGAUCAAGAUGCAGGAUGAGGGGGAUAUGAUCACUAUGGUCGAUCAGGAAGAUUUGGAUCUGUUGAUUGGGGCGUCGAGGGAGAUGGCGCGCCGGGAGGGGAGUGAGAUGGGGAAGAUGGAGAUCUGGGUGGAGGAACGGACGAUGAUUUGAGAUAUGGAGAUAUGGCUUGUAAUGCAUUUAUACCCUGACGUGUU
Messenger RNA from Aspergillus campestris IBT 28561, 1833 nucleotides. Its product is annotated as putative PB1 domain protein. The record is from RefSeq and is a predicted model, not a curated record. Bases 128 to 1789 code for a protein of 553 amino acids. The transcript is spliced from 5 exons. Gene Ontology annotation, molecular function: protein binding. NCBI's taxonomy places the organism in Eukaryota, Fungi, Ascomycota, Eurotiomycetes, Eurotiales, Aspergillaceae.